AUGAUUUUUCCAGUGCACACAGCUACAAGAAACGUGGGCGUGGGCGUGGGCGUGGGCGUGAGGUCUGCGCAACGCCCGGCCCCCAGGGCCGCCGUGUGGGCCAGGCGCUGCUACAGCGCCGACAACGUCCACAGCAAAGCGGACAACGACUACUUGCUGCUGCAGGCCAUACGGGGCGACGCUGCCGCCAGGGCGCCGGACCGAGACGAUCUUCUCAACAGCCCGACCACGCUUCCCCGCUACGACUUGCUCAAGACCGUGGGCCAGAUCCGCCGCGAGCUGCUUGCCGGCCGCCCGGGCCCCUCGCCCGCCCGCGCCUACGACGGCCUGGUGGUGCAGUACCGCCGGGCGAGAAACGUGUUCCGCUUCUUCAAGGAGGGACUUCUGAACGUGUGGCGGGUGCACCGGGCGUUGCGGCGCGGGCUUUUCAGCGGCCGCCGGUACGUGGUGGACUACUCCGAGGCGGGCGGCGGGCGGGUCGCGGUGCAGCGGGGCGACUUUGGGCGGGUGGUGGACGAGCUCAGCGGGCGCGUGGCGCUCCUAAAGAUCGAGUACGACGCCGGGCGGCGGACCGCGGCCGGUUUUCUGGGGCGGCCGCGGCCGGAGCUUCUGUUGAGCCGGCGCGAGUUUGUGGAGAUGGUGCGGGACCGGGCGAACUUCGUGAAGUUGCCGCUGUUCGGGGCGCUAUUUGUGGUGCUGGAGGAGUUGAGCCUCCCGCUCAUCUUCCUCUUCCCCCAGAUGUUGCCCGGGACGUGUGUGCUGCCCGGGGCGCUGGAGCGGCGGUACUACGCGCGCAGCGCGCGGGCGUUUGGCCGGCUGGUGGCGCAGCACUCCAGAAGUGAGAGCGAGUGCCGGGACUUUGUGCAGGCGGUGGCGAUGGGCCGGGUGAGCGCGGCGCACCACGAGCUGGCGGACGCGAGGACGCGGCGCGACGUCUGCCACGUGCUGCACUGUCGCGGCACGACGGCGGCGGCGUUGCAGCAGCACCAGAAGAUCCUUCUUGCAGACGACUACCUCGUGGUGGCCGGCGGCGGGGUGGGGCGGCUGAGCGACGCAGAGGUGGUGCACGGGUGCGUUGUGCGCGGGCUUGCCGCGGGACAGGCUGUGGGCGGCGCGGCCGUGGGCGCCGGCGGCGCGGACGCCGACGCGGUGGCCGGCUUACGUCAGCAGCUGGGACGCUGGCUCGACGUGCGUUUUGUGCAGCGCGCGACGUGA
Molecule: messenger RNA, 1215 nt
Organism: Pichia membranifaciens NRRL Y-2026
Lineage: Eukaryota; Fungi; Ascomycota; Pichiomycetes; Pichiales; Pichiaceae
Exons: 1
Coding region: 1-1215 (404 amino acids)
Source: RefSeq, a predicted model, not a curated record